Messenger RNA from Protomyces lactucae-debilis, 1619 nucleotides. RefSeq lists its product as uncharacterized. Bases 372 to 1463 code for a protein of 363 amino acids. The record is from RefSeq and is a predicted model, not a curated record. NCBI's taxonomy places the organism in Eukaryota, Fungi, Ascomycota, Taphrinomycetes, Taphrinales, Protomycetaceae. The transcript has a single exon. Gene Ontology annotation, molecular function: histone binding; nucleosome binding.
UGCCAACAGGUCACGACCUCACAAGCUUAGGCCGAGCUGCAAGGGACAAACAUACUUCAUGCCAUCCUGCAGCCAUGUACAAAGCAGACGCAACUCGCCAUCAAGGUCACAACAGAAGUAUGCAAGAGACUCAACGCGCGAUACGUCGCGCCUACACUAAAAGCUUAAUGCUUAGAAGUAGGCCUAGAGGGGGAUCUUACUCUGACGUUGUUUGUGCCUGCGGCUCUCUGCUGCAGGUUGCGUAGGGAGUCGUGGUAGAUUGCCAUUAGUAGUAGCCGAAAACAUCAUCGUUUCAUAAACUUAAACUUGACAACGUACCUGACAAAGAGCACUCUACGUAACCCUCUAUCCUUGUAGGGCUGCUGGAGGGAAUGGCGUCUACUCAAUUUGAUCAGCAAGUCCAAGCAUUUGUCACGGAUGCUGCUCUUGCUAAACGAGUCUCCGGGCACGCUGCGGCCUUUCCCGAGACGCAGCAGACUUGGAGUGAUCUCAUCAGCUUUGCUCAGCAAACACAGGACGGCCCGGCGCGGAAGAAGGUGCGAUUGGAUGUGCCCGAUGAGGGAGAGGAUGAGGUGAUGCUCAGUGUACCAGACCUCUCCUUUUCUGCACCCGUCAGGAAGAAGUUGACGCUGCAGCUCUCGAAGCGCAGACUGGUUGCUAAGAGUGCGACUGCUAUCGAGCUCGCAGUGGAAUACGCCAGCAUUCGGCAUGUCUGUUUGCUACCGGUGCCAGAGAAGGCUGUCAAGCAGUUCAACUACUGCAUCUUCUAUACGGAUGGCCAAGACAGCGAGGUUGCGUGCCUCGUCUUUACAGUGAAUGAUGUCAAUGACAAGCUGCCGGCACUGAAGCGGCAGAUGGUGGCAAUCAAGGGACAAGUCCAUGAGCCGCGGUUAGAAGACUUUACGAGUGCAAUUCCACAACCGCACCGGAAGCAAGAGAAGGCCGUGCAUGCCGUUGCGCAUCGUGGCUCCAAGGAAGGCUUCUUGUUCUUCCUUGAGGUUGGCAUCUUGUAUGGCUUCAAGCGGCCGAUACUACUGAUCCCUCUGGCAGAUAUCGAGACCAUCACAUACAGCGAUAUACUUCAGCGGACAUUCAAUCUGACCGUCGAGCUCCACGGUGAGGACGAGGACUCGGUUGAAUUCAGCAUGAUUGAUAUCGCCAAUCACGAGCGGGUAGAUCACUACAUUCGCAAGUACAAGCUACAGGAUGCUAGCAUGUCAGAGAGUCGCAGAGCAGCGCAGAGCAAGAAGGAUAUGAAUACUGCUAUUAGCGAUGCGGCGGAUGAGAUUGCUGCUGGAGUGACAGGCAUUGCUGGCGAGUCAGAUGAAGAAGCAGAUGAGAGUUUCCACGACAGCGAUUCACAUGGCGGUUCGACCAUUCACUCUGACUCGAGCGAUGCUGAAGAGGACGGUGCAGGCGAGGCAGAUGGCGACGGAGGCGAGGAGGAAGAGGAUGCGGAUUAGAGAUAUAUGCGCGUGCAAGUCUAGUCUGAUGCAACGGAGACCGCGUCUUCGAGAUCAUCCUCGUCAACCUCAUGUUAGUUCUUUGUAGCCUAUGACCAUUGUAGACUUACAAUAUCUUGUGCCAUAGACACAGCGAGGUCGGCCUUGAGCAGUGCG